CGGGGGAAAUAAAGGAAUCGAUCCUGCUGUUCUCAGCCGCUCGCCCCUCUCUCUUUUCCUCACCAUGGAGCUCUCCCUUCUUCCGUUCGGUCAGCAACAGCGGCUACCAAGCUCUCGUCUCGACGCUCUCCACCACCCGAGCCUCUUCCCAUCCUCUGCAAGAACGCUCCUGAAGCGAAAGUUGGCGUCUUUGCCGUGUCGCUGCUCCAAAGACCCAUCUGCGAGCCCGGCGGGUUUGAGUUCGGUCUUUUCUGAGGUUCUUCCGGCAGAUGGAAGGAGAUGGUUCUUGGGCUUUCUCCUAGCUUCAGCUGCUGGGCUCAAUGUUUGUGGCAAAUCUGAUGCUGUUUCCACCAGUCGAAGAGCUCUUAGAGCAGCAAAGAUACCUGAGAGUGAUUUCACUACUCUUCCAAAUGGUCUGAAGUACUAUGAUUUAAAGGUUGGAGGUGGGCCUAAAGCCGUGAAAGGAUCACGCGUUGCGGUACAUUAUGUUGCGAAGUGGAAAGGUAUAACUUUUAUGACUAGUAGGCAAGGGCUUGGUGUUGGUGGUGGAACGCCUUAUGGUUUUGAUGUUGGCCAAUCUGAGAAAGGAACCGUCUUGAAAGGAUUAGAUUUGGGGGUUGAAGGAAUGCGAGUCGGGGGCCAGAGAUUGCUGAUUGUUCCGCCUGGUUUAGCUUAUGGAAGUAAAGGAGUUCAAGAGAUUCCACCAAAUGCAACAAUUGAGUUAGAUGUUGAACUUCUAGCAAUCAAGCAAAGUCCUUUUGGGUCUAGUGUGAAGCUUAUUGAAGGGUGAAAAUUAUAUCCUUUGUUCGCCUCACUGGCUUAGAACAGAGGGAAUGCACUACGAAUGUUCCCCUGAUUUGUUUAUCAUUGUGGAAAUCAAGGAAUUUGUUUGGCAAAGGAACAACGUGAAAUUAAGUAAUUCGAUCUUGUACACAACAGAAUAAAACCAGAUAGCAUGACAACAGUUUCAAUGUAUGUCGAAAGUCAGCUUGUAAUUAUUCUUUAGAAGUCAAUUCAAUAUGCUUUAUUGAUGGCA
This is a messenger RNA of Phoenix dactylifera (date palm), 1036 nucleotides long. Its product is annotated as FKBP-like peptidyl-prolyl cis-trans isomerase family protein. Gene Ontology annotation, molecular function: peptidyl-prolyl cis-trans isomerase activity. Gene Ontology annotation, cellular component: chloroplast thylakoid lumen. The record is from RefSeq and is a predicted model, not a curated record. Lineage: Eukaryota; Viridiplantae; Streptophyta; Magnoliopsida; Arecales; Arecaceae.